Venturia canescens is the source of this 1860-nucleotide messenger RNA. It is a transcript of the gene Alg3, whose product is annotated as Alg3, alpha-1,3- mannosyltransferase. Gene Ontology annotation, cellular component: endoplasmic reticulum. The transcript has a single exon. The coding region runs from base 41 to 1351 and encodes 436 amino acids. Lineage: Eukaryota; Metazoa; Arthropoda; Insecta; Hymenoptera; Ichneumonidae. The record is from RefSeq and is a predicted model, not a curated record. Gene Ontology annotation, molecular function: dol-P-Man:Man(5)GlcNAc(2)-PP-Dol alpha-1,3-mannosyltransferase activity.
ACGUGUUUAUUUUCGUACACGUUAAGCUAGUCCGUCAAAGAUGGCGGCGCGGAGGGACCCCCGUCCGUCGAGUGGAGGGUCAAAAAAUAGCGAAAGAACGUUAAGAAACUGGAUAAAAACGCGUGCUAAGUGGGAUUAUUUGAUGGGAAUAUUGAAAGAUCCACGGAGAUUAGCAACGUUGGGCUGCAUCUUUGUGAUUUUAGAGGCGAUAUUGAACGUAAUAGUAAUCGAGAAAGUGAGGUACACUGAGAUCGACUGGACGGCUUACAUGCAAGAAGUAGAGGGAUUUUUAAAUGGUACAACUGAUUAUGGAAAAUUGCGUGGUGACACGGGUCCUCUGGUUUAUCCAGCCGGUUUCGUCUACUUUUUCGCGCUUUUGUAUUACGCGACCUCUGCUGGCGCAAAUGUAAAACUCGGACAAUAUAUUUUUGCGCUACUUUACAUUGCCGCGCUGUGUCUCGUAUUACGAAUUUAUUCGCGUACCAAAACAGUCCCCCCUUAUGUGCUCAUCCUUAUAUUCUGUACUUCUUACAGAAUUCACUCAAUUUUCGUUUUAAGACUGUUCAACGAUCCCAUUGCAAUGAUCUUUGUAUUCGCUGCGAUAAAUGCAUUUUUGGAUGAAAAAUGGUCCCUUGGAAGUGUACUUUACAGCCUAGGAGUUUCCAUCAAAAUGAACGUCCUGCUUUUCGCUCCUGGACUUCUCAUCGCUUAUCUCGCUAACUUGGGCCUUGCUGGGACCCUCUUUCAACUUUCUAUUUGCGCAGGCAUUCAACUGAUCUUGGGAUUCCCUUUCAUAGCCACCAACCCUGUUUCUUAUUUGCGGGGUGCUUUUGACUUUGGCAGAGUAUUCCAACACAAAUGGACCGUCAAUUGGAGGUUUUUGCCCGAAGAAACGUUCGUCAGUCCACAUUUUCAUCUUGCUCUACUUUUUUUGCAUCUCGCUACUCUCGCCUACUUCAUUCCCAGCUGGAUCACAUACAUGAAGUCCUAUGCUCGAUUAAAACACAUUGAGAAAACUAUCAAACCUCAACUCAAAGGUGACGAGACCGUCGACAUGUCUGUCAACUCCAGACUCUUCGUUCUUCCACUCUUCGCAGCCAAUUUCAUUGGAGUUGCUUUUGCAAGGUCUCUCCAUUAUCAAUUCUACGUUUGGUACUAUCACACCUUGCCCUACAUCGCCUGGCACUCGCGCUACAGCGAUACCACACGCAUCGUCAUUCUUGGCAUCAUCGAACUCUGCUGGAACACUUAUCCCAGCACAAUCUACUCCAGCGCUGCUCUACAUCUUUGCCACUUAGCUCUACUUUAUGGUCUUCAUACCAGUCGUGUCACUGCUAUCAAAGCCGAAUAACCAUCAAUUCUAUUCUGCAUUUAUUUGCCAAAAUGAAACUAUUUUUCAAAUGUUCCAUAAGAACAAAAUGACUGGAUUCCGAUUUUCUCUUCUUAAAAAAAGACAACUGUUUGGUUUGUAUUGUUGAAACUUUGAAGAAAACAUUUAGCCUUUGUCAGGGUGCAGUAAUUCUUGAAUCCCUGGAAUAAAAUCUUUGAAAGAUAAUAUUUUUGUAAUUGAAAAACAUAAUUGUGUGGAAGGAAAUUGUUGAGUGUGAAUAGAAAUAAAAAAUUGUAAAAUUUUGAACUGGAACUGCAAGAUUUUCGAGUGUGUGGGAAAAAAAACGAUUGUUCGAGGUUAUCGGAUGCUUUGGGAUGUUAUACGACGAAUUGUUAAUUUGUUAAGGAUUUGUGGAUGUGUGCGUUCGACAAUUACGAAGUUAAAACUAAUUUACGGAAGUUAUAACUUCGAUGCGUGCUUCCGUGUGCAAUGCUUUGUAAAGCAACAUUGAAAUAUAAAGCUGAAAAUGA